UAAUUAAAGAGUUGAUUUUACUUACAAUAGAUUUUAAAAGUAUAAAUUAUGAGUCAGUUCGCAUAUUUAAGAUUUUAUCAGCAGAUAUCCAAUCAAAGAAAUAGAAUAAUUUGAAUUCAAAAAUUAGUUACCGAUUCGCGCGCAGUAGUUAUUAACUAUUUAAAUUAAUUGUAAUUUAAAUUAUUGUUAAUUACCAAAUCACUAUUUACCUAACGUAGAAGAUAAACGAAUAUUUGAAAUACUACAUGAUUACAUAAAAAUAAAAGAAGAUCAUGUUCGUGAUUGUAAUGAAGGAGCAUCUGGAUACGAUCUACUAUUUGCAGUUUUUAAUCUUGCAAUAACAGCAUUAUCUAAAGGAUACACUAUGGUAGCCCAUGCUUACAGAUAUCGUCAGUUACACUGCACAGAUCCUAAUGCAUGGAAACCAGAAUUACGUGAUGCUCUAGAUGACUACAAGAAGACAGUGCUUCUGAUUGCAGAAGUCGCUAGGGAUUUUGCGGAACGAGAAUCUAAAGCAAUUCGUCGUUGUGAUCCUGAGCCAACUAAAUUCAUAGAAGGUGUAAACUAUCAAAGUUAUCAAUUUCUGACAACAUUCGUAUCAAACGAUUACAUAUUAGACAACAGAAAUUAUAUCAUUAACGGUCUGAGCUCUGGUCAACGCACAUCUGCAUUUUGCGACGGAGUCAUUUAUGAUAGGACAUACGAAGCAUAUUCAUUAGGAGCUUGUGUUGCGCCACUAAAUAGUACAAGACGAUACGACUACGUAUCAGUCUUGGGUGGAGAUUUUUACUAUUACAAUAAAGGCCGUGUAACUAAAGACUGUGAUGUCGAUUAUGGAUUAUACCACUCUAAAACCGAUCUUCAUUUUUGGUUUUAUAGAUACAUUUGUGAAGAGCCUGCUUCAGGAAAAAAGGCUGCUUACUUAAAUAUUACAGCACAGUACUCUGACUUCAAUAAUGAACGAGUUAUCACAGGAAUUCGUUUGGUUACGAAAUUAUCAAUAACAUACUUCGAAAUCCAAGAAGGAGUACUUGUGAACGGCACUGUUGAUAACAAUACUAUUAAUUGGAAUGAUGAAGUUACCAAAAGACUCGAUGAUUAUGAAAAACACAAUCGGUUGCCUUCUUAUACGAAUGGUGAUUUGAUAAGACUGACUUAUGACUUAAGAUCAUUAGAUCUAGAUGAUAUAGUUUUGCCCGCAGGAGUAGUUGCCGUUGGUGUACAAUUUCGAGUCGUGAAAGAUCAUUUGACUUUUCGAGUAGCGGGAAUACGAAUAUUUAAUGAAUUAGGGCAGCCCGUUAAUUCUUCCAAAGUAGAAUGGUUUAAUCACACUAACCCUAACAAAAAGGAGUUACUGAUAAAUGAUCUCGAUAUUCCAACGUUUGGCAAGAAAGCGAAUGUAGAAUUGAGUAAACCAGGAGAAAAUUAUAUCAAAUUUCAAAUGACUAGCUGGACUUUAGAUGCCGGACAGACAUUAUACCCAUUCAUAGAUUUGCAAGAAGUGACUACUUAUCCACCAGCACCUAUUGGAGGUGUUGGAUUAUUCUACAAAGGUCAACCGGGAUUCGGAGGAUUCAUUGCGCCCAAGCUGAUAAGCACUGAUCAUACUAUUUUUAUGAGUGAAGAAUAUUUGAAUAAUAUAUUUAAAAACAGUACAAGUAAUCUUUUGAUUACAGACUUGGAAAAUCUAUCAAAUGAUAAUUACGUACGGUACAAUAUCAUACCAGUGUAAAAAUAUUAAUCCUUCAUUGAAAAAAAGAUUUCUUGGCGCAAAAAAUUUUUACUUGCCCCAAGAAUAUUUUUAUUUGCGCCAAGAAAUUUUUUGUAGUCUUAAGAAAAUUGUCGUCUUUAAUUCAAAGUGUAAAAUAUUUUUUGCACCAUAAAAUCCGCUUUUUCUAAGUAUAGAAUUUUUUUUUUUACUUUUCAUAUAAAAAUAAUUUUUUAAAAAUUAUAAAAAUUUUUUAAAAUAAAUACCU
This is a messenger RNA of Microplitis mediator, 1976 nucleotides long. RefSeq lists its product as uncharacterized. The coding region runs from base 365 to 1732 and encodes 455 amino acids. The record is from RefSeq and is a predicted model, not a curated record. The transcript has 8 exons. Lineage: Eukaryota; Metazoa; Arthropoda; Insecta; Hymenoptera; Braconidae.